UUCCCAAUUUUUGGAACGCCUGCCAUCAUUAAGCUUGGAAUUCUGUCAAUAUUUUCAAAAUGAAUGGCUAGGCAGGGAAGAAUCGUGGGCAUAUUGCUACAGGAAAGGGAUGGGAAUUAAUACCAACAUGCUGGUGGAGGCAUUUCAUCGUGUUUUCAAGUAUAAUUACCUGAAAGGGAAACACAACAGAAGAGUUGACAACUGCUUGUUCAACCUCCUGAAGUACACCCGAGAUAAACUGUUUGAGAGGUUAAUAAAACUGACAAAAGGAAAGAGCACUAACAAAUUGAAGACCAUACAAGAUCGCCACAACAACAGCAAAGGAUUGAAGAUUGACAGUGUUCAAUGCGUCGACGAAUCAAAAUGGCUGAUAAAAAGUGAAAAAGGUUCCGACACAUAUACAGUCACCAAGCAACACCAGCAUACAUGCACAGACACAUGUCAGUUACGAUGCACAGAAUGUAGCACUUCAGUGUGCAUACACCAGUAUACAUGCACCUGUCAUGAUUAUCUCAUUCAGCACACCAUAUGCAAGCACAUACACCUGUUGCAACACUUUUUAUCUGUUGACACCAAACAGACAAAUGAUAUUGCAAAUGAAGUUUUGAACAGUUCGCAAUCGCAAGAUUUUGUACCUGAGGAAUUGGGACUUUUAACAUCACAUCUCCACAUGCAAAAUAAGGUGUCAAAUGAUAUUGCAUCCCUUAAACAAGGCAUCAAAAGGAAACUUCUUACAUUGUCAGAACAAAUUGAGUCAUGUACCAACAAAGAAGCAUUGCAACAGUUAGACAAACAAAUCAAUGCUGCACAGAACGUCUUUUCAUCGCUGCAAAAGCAUCCAUGCCUCCAUCACAAGAUGCAACCAAUAUCUAACACACCAGCUAAUAAAAAUAUUGAAAAGCAGAAAGGAUUUCGAUCAACCAAGAAAAAAGCCAAAACAACCAACAAAUCUAGAUUGACAAAACCAAGCAAAGAAGAUAUCCUUUCACUCUUUCCAAACACUAAUGAUCCUGAUGAUGUUCAAGAGUUGCUUAGUUGCUUUGGUGUUUCAAACAAAUUAAUCAAGAUGGUCAUGGAGACAAACAAGCCUCUUUCAGAGAAAGACAUCCACCUUGACAAAAAACAUCCAUCAGAAGAAGCAUUGAAUUUCAACAUAAUAUCCAUCAAACAGUACUUAGAUCAAAAAGCAUGGGAAAAAGUUGUCAACUCAUUUCAGAAAUUACAAGAAGAGUGGAGGUGCUCUACAUGCAACAAAGCUAGCUGUGAAGAUAUGAUAAUGUGUGAUUCAUGUUCAACCUGGCACCACUGGGAAUGUGUAAAAAUCAAAAGUGAACAUGAUGAAUGGUAUUGUCAAAUAUGUGAAAAUCUAAAUCAGGAUAUGUCAUCCAACUAACAAUAUCGAAUUGACAAUUAGGGAGACAAUUGUCAAUCAUUUUCACUUGGCAUUCAUGUUUAUGUUAUUGACAACUUUUAUUAUAUUUGUAAAGUUGUAUAUUUUUUGGCAUUCAUGUUUAUGUUAUUGACAACUUUUAUUAUAUUUGUAAAGUUGUAUAUUUUAUAUAAUUAUGUAACAAUAUCGAAUUGGUAAUUAGGGAGACAAUUGUCAAUCAUUUUCACUUGGCAUUCAUGUUUAUGUUAUUGACAACUUUUAUUAUAUUUGUAAAGUUGUAUAUUUUAUAUAAUUAUGUAACAAUAUCGAAUUGGUAAUUAGGGAGACAAUUGUCAAUCAUUUUCACUUGGCAUUCAUGUUUAUGUUAUUGACAACUUUUAUUAUAUUUGUAAAGUUGUAUACUUUAUAUAAUUAUGUAACAAUAUCGAAUUAGUAAUUAGGGAGACAAUUGUCAAUAACUUUCACUUGGCAAUUUAUGUUUAUGUUAUUGACAACUUUUAUUAUAUUUGUAAAGUUGUAUAUUUUAUAUAAAUAUGUAUAAAUAGGGAGAAUUAUCAUAUAAAGCAGCACAGGAAGCAAGCCAAAAUGA
Molecule: messenger RNA, 1979 nt
Organism: Dendronephthya gigantea
Lineage: Eukaryota; Metazoa; Cnidaria; Anthozoa; Malacalcyonacea; Nephtheidae
Exons: 5
Coding region: 110-1393 (427 amino acids)
Molecular function (GO): zinc ion binding
Source: RefSeq, a predicted model, not a curated record